This is a messenger RNA of Anguilla rostrata (American eel), 2125 nucleotides long. Its product is annotated as olfactory receptor 52E8-like. Gene Ontology annotation, molecular function: odorant binding; G protein-coupled receptor activity; olfactory receptor activity. Gene Ontology annotation, cellular component: membrane. NCBI's taxonomy places the organism in Eukaryota, Metazoa, Chordata, Actinopteri, Anguilliformes, Anguillidae. Gene Ontology annotation, biological process: G protein-coupled receptor signaling pathway; detection of chemical stimulus involved in sensory perception of smell. The record is from RefSeq and is a predicted model, not a curated record. The coding region runs from base 152 to 1117 and encodes 321 amino acids. The transcript is spliced from 2 exons.
GGGGAGUCAAUCCUCUUCUACGGCCAAUAUGAAACCAGGUUGAACAAAAUGGAGAAAACUAUUGACCUCAUUCUCUGCUAAGGUGAUUGUGGGCAAAUAAAAGCAAAAGGAAAGCCAUAAAGAGAAGAAAUCAAAGUUAAACACAUCUGCCAUGAGCUCUCUGAAUUCCACCCUCUAUCUAAAUGGAACGUUUGUGCAUCCUCCAUUUUUUUUCAUCAGUGGAUUGAAUAACAUGCCCCAUGCCAAAUACUACUAUGUUUUCCUGUGCUUUGUUUUUGUGGUCUCUCUGUUGGGGAACUCCUUUGUCAUGUUCAUCAUAUACACAGAGUGCAGUUUUCACAACCCAAAGUAUUUGGCCAUUUUAAAUUUGGUUGUAGCAGAUUUGGGUGAAAGCACUGCUCUGAUUCCAAAUUUUAUUGCAAUGUUUCUUUUCAAUUCCCAAUACAUCUCCUUUGACGCUUGCUUGGCCAACAUGUUUUUUGUGUUUUUCUUUUCCUGUUUGCAGUCUCUCACACUUACCGUUCUGGCCUAUGAUAGAUUUGUGGCAAUAUGCUUGCCACUGAGAUACCAUGCCAUCAUCACAAUGCAAGCAAUGGUUGUGAUGUUAACAGUGGUGUGGGCAUUUGAUUCUUUUGUACUGAUUUUAACGGUGAGUUUGGUUACCAGGUUGUCCUUUUGUAAAUCCAUUGUGGUAAAAAGCUACUUCUGUGAUCAUGGACCCAUAUACAGUUUGGCAUGUAAUGACAAUUAUAUCAAUCAGAUGAUGGCAAUUAUUAACAUGAUAUUAUUGCUUUAUGUACCCUUUAUUUUGACUGUACUGUCUUAUGUGUUUAUUUUUGGUGCACUGUUUAAAAUAGCUACGUGGGAAGGACGAAUUAAAGCCCUUAAGACUUGUUCUGCACACCUAAUGCUAGUCGCUAUAUAUUACUUUCCAAUCAUGGGUGUCUACGUUGCUGCACUAACUUUAAACCUUCCACCUAAUGUCAGGAUAAUGAGUACAUCAUUUGCAAAGGCCAUAACCCCCAUGAUGAACCCAAUAAUUUAUGUGCUGAACACCGAAGAGUUUAAGGAAUUCUUAAAAAAAACUUUUCAAAGGAAAAAUAAACAAACACAAUGAGAAGAAAUAUUAAAAUAAAGCUGCAAUCUGUGAGAGCAGAGGUAGAGACAUGGGUUAUGAAUUCCUUAACAUCUGUUGAACACAUAAAAAUCAUCAGAUUUUAGUCUGCUAAAUCUAGGUUCAUUCUGUGGAACAUGUUUCAAAUUUAUUAAAUUAUUUAUUUCCUAAGCUUAAUGUCGAAAGUGGGAUGAAUUACUAAUGUUGCUUGUGGCAAUACUGAUUCACUUUUGAAUUUUUGAUUCUAUUCUUGUGUUUAUGAAUAAUGUAGUUUGCUGCACUUGCAGUUUGCUUAAUAAUCAACUUUUUAGUGAUUUAACUGCAGUACCUAUAUUAUUCAACAUAUGGAUACGUGCUAUUUUUUUUUACAUAUGGAAAACGUAUGCUUGAACAUAUUUUUUAAAUAUAUAUUUUUUACUUGAGACAAGCAAUAGUUAAUCCCAUCUGUAUUUAAUGUUUCAGUGUCUCUUUUUCAAAUGGAAAGUGAAGGAAGUCUACUAUAAAUUGGCUCCUAAUUGGUGAAAGUAUACAUGGCAACUCAAACUCACCAUAUUGUUGAUAAGAAUUGAAAGAGCAAAGUAAAUAACAAGCCAAACCUGUAUUGUGUAAAGUUUAAGUAAAAAAGAAGAUAAAAAUAAAAAACCAAAAACAAACACAUGUUCAACAACUUAAUUAGGCGCCUACUGAUUGACAUCAAUCUUUAAUUUGAUUCCCUAAAUUUUGCCCCCUCAUUUUAUGUAAUUGUUGGUAAAAUAGCACAAUAAGCACUCAUGUGAACAUGUUCAUUCUUUAUGGCCUACUUUCCUUAUUUCUGACAUAAAUGUGGCUUAAGAGGGUAAUGUCUGGGACAGUGUUAGAUACUAUGUGUUCGAAAUUACUUGUUUAUUAACUCGGGGAAGAUCAUGUAUCGGAUUCAGAUAAGUAACCUUGCCUGUUUUAUCAAUAAACAAAAAUAUUGUCCUGCUAGAGUUACUGUAGUUAAUGAGUUCCCCAGAUUCAUUACCAAGGCAC